Fusarium venenatum is the source of this 1677-nucleotide messenger RNA. RefSeq names its product fungal-specific transcription factor domain-containing protein. Gene Ontology annotation, biological process: positive regulation of transcription by RNA polymerase II. Gene Ontology annotation, cellular component: nucleus. Gene Ontology annotation, molecular function: transcription cis-regulatory region binding; DNA-binding transcription factor activity, RNA polymerase II-specific; zinc ion binding. NCBI's taxonomy places the organism in Eukaryota, Fungi, Ascomycota, Sordariomycetes, Hypocreales, Nectriaceae. The record is from RefSeq and is a predicted model, not a curated record.
AUGCCAAGGCGAAGACCCCCGGGCAACUCAAAACCCGUACAGCGUCGCACACGCUCAGGAUGCCAAACAUGUCGCGCUCGCAAGGUUAAAUGCGACGAGUCCAAACCCUCUUGUCGAAAUUGCAUCACAAGAGGCGUAGAGUGCAACAAUUCCAUUCAAUUAAAAUGGGAGUCUGAGUUCACAGCACGCGGGGUGUCGUUUGGUAGAGAAGGUGUUUGGGCAAAGGAAGAUAGACCAAGGCAGCGAAACCCUGUGGCCCAUUCACCUGCACUUUUGGUUCUACCUUCGAUUGAGCCGAGACACUUUAUUAAUACUUACCAUAGCGACUUUGUGAGAGAUCCAAAUCUGGAAAAGAGUCUUGUUAGAGAGGCUAUGCAGCUUAGGGAGGAGACUGAAUAUGGUGUAUCGACUGCUCUUACUUGUCGAUCUCGAUCAGCAUCGCCGAGUCUAAUACCAUCUAUUUCUUCUUUUCCUACUCUGAACACUCCCGAACGCAGCCUUUUUGAAUACUAUCUUCUUCGACUAUGUCCUCUUACAACACCAUCUUCACAGCUCUCUUCACCAUUUUCGAAUUUGGUUGCGCCUCUAUUCACUCACGCCGGUCAAGAUCUUCUCGUCCAGUCCGUCCUAGCAUUUGCAGCUCGCCAUAGGAGUAUCAAAGAUCCAUCAUGGGCACGUUCAGCCAUGAAGAUGAAAGGGAGCGCGCUCACAGGCCUUCUCAAAAAGAUUCGAUCUCCUGAUGUCACUGCAGACGUCAUUCUCGACCCACAAGUUCCAGCAAUCAUGAUGUUUCUGUGUCUCUAUGAAAUUAUUGACAAUGGGGAUUAUCGGUGGGUGUUUCAUCUCCGAGCGAGCCAGGACUUUAUGAGGAAACGGCGGCAACUUGCGCUUCCUUCUAGCGUUAAUACCGGGUUUGGAAGUCUUGCUGCGUUUGCGGAGCGGUAUUUCGCGUUCCAGGACGUCAUUAGCAGGACGGCUUGUGGAAACUCCCCGAUAUUUGGGCUGGAGUAUUGGCAAAGACCUGACCACACAGAGGAUAUCGAUGCCUGGAUGGGAUGCAGUCCUGCGAUGGCCUCUGUUAUCUUCAAGAUUACCGAACUUGCCCGAACGAGGAACAAAGAUCAUAUGACCGAGAAGGACUACCAACUUGAAGUUGAAGAUCUUGACAGGGAACUUGCUUUGGUCAGCUCCAACAUCACUGCCGUCGAAGCCAUGGAUGAGAAUGUUCGACGAAGCGUUGAUCUAAAGAAGACUUCAGUGCAACUCUAUUUCCACUGUCUUCUCAGAGAUGCAGACCCAUCAACACCGCAAGUCGCAUACCUUGUGACAAAGGUCCUCCAGUCCAUCCAUAGCCUUAUUCAACAGGGCAGCGCAGCAGGACUACUGUUCCCGUUAUUCGUUGCGGCCGUAGAGCUGGAUCCGCUGAAGGAUGACGAGAUAUUCUUGCACGAAAGUCUGAGAACAUAUUUAUCUGGAAGACAGAUGGUUUUGGAGAUUCUCGAUGCAAUGGUUGAUUCGUCGUUGGCAAAUAUUGAGCGGACAAAGGCUGUUAUCCUCAAGGUCUGGAGGAUGAGAGAUUUGCAUACUCAACGGGAGUCUCCUCUUGUGGGAAUGGGGGAUGCUAAUGAUUGGAAUAAUUUUGUGAGUCCGUUUACUCAAAAUUUGAACUUGGCUUAA